AAAACAACAAAAUGUCGAGUACAUUUUCAUUUGGCAAUUUUGCUAAAGAAUUGCAGGAAGUAAAGGAGGAAGGUGUGACUUUUGAGGAUAAACAAUUGACAUGGGACACUGCGGAAGAUGUCAAGGAUGUGGUCAAAGCCUUAGAAACACAAAAAGUGGUACACUACCUGAAGUUAGAUGGUAACACCUUGGGUGUUGACGCCGCGGCUGCUAUUGGCAAGGCCUUGGAAAAGCAUCCGGAGUUCCGCAAAGCUUUGUGGAAAAACAUGUUUACAAGACGUUUAAAAUCAGAAAUUCCACAAGCCUUGAAAUCUCUGGGCAAUGGUUUGAUGGUGGCUCAAGCCCAAUUAACUGUACUCGAUCUUAGCGAUAAUGCUUUGGGCCCUAAUGGCAUGGUCGGCUUGGAAGAUCUUUUGCGUUCCAAAGUUUGUUAUAGCUUGCAAGAACUGCGUUUAAAUAAUUGUGGUUUGGGUAUUGGUGGUGGACAAAUGUUAUCAAAGGCUUUGCUGGAUUGUCAUCGCACAAGUACAGCGGCGGGAACACCAUUGAAAUUGAAAGUUUUCAUUACUGGUCGUAAUCGUUUGGAGAAUGAUGGUGCCAAGGCAAUAGCUAAAAUAUUUUCUACUGUUAAGACGCUGGAAGAAAUUGCAAUGCCUCAGAAUUCGAUAUAUCAUGAUGGUAUUGCCGCUUUGGCAGAGGGUUUCAAACAAAAUCCUAAUUUGAGAAUAUUGAAUUUGAAUGAUAACACCGUGACCAGUAAGGGUGCCCAACAUUUGGCUGAUGCCUUCAGUUAUACACCGCAUUUAAAGGAGAUAAAUUUUGGUGAUUGCCUGUUGAAGACAAAUGGUGCUUACCAUUUUGCUGAAGCUUUGCAAGAGAAUCAUCGAGAAUUGGAAGUUGUUGAUUUGGGCUUCAAUGAAAUUGGUCCUGAUGGUGGUUUGGUGUUGGCAACUGCCAUGGAAAAUAAGCCGAAUUUACAGAGACUUAAUUUGGAUGGUAAUCAGUUCGGUUACGAGGGUCGUUUGCGUAUUAAAGAGGCUAUGGAACAAACCCAUAAUCCUGAUGCCCUUGAAGAAAUGGAAGAAGAUCAAUCGGAGGGUGAAGAAGAUGAAGACGAUGAUGAGGAUGAAGACGAUGAAACGGUGGAUGAGGAAAUCGAUGAAGAAGAUGAAAUUUAUGAUGAACAUCAAAAUGACACAACCGAAGAGGCCGAUGAAGAUGAUUAUGGUGAAAAUGCUGCAGAGGAGACAGCCUAUACUACCACACAGGCGUUUACCUCGAAAAUGUUAAAUGCCAAUGAAUCGUUUAUGUCCAAUAAGAGUGUCACAUUUGCUGAAAAUACCACCACCGUGGGUUCGUCUACGGCCGAAUCAUUCUGCUUAAGCCAAAAACCAUGUUCCUUGCAAAUGUUUGACUCAUUGGUGGAAAGUGAUAAAUUGCAGGCUUUCAAAAGUGUUAUUGAGCAAUUUACCGAUGACAAUUAUUUGCUUGUGCUCAUCUUUACCACAUUGAAAUGUGCCCAUUUGGCUCAAUCCUCCUCGGUAGCCCUGGACUUGGCCAUGUCUCUAUACAAGGAAUGUGUUGAUUAUGCCGUCAAAACCAAACAAGAACGUCGUGUAUUAAAUUAUCUGCUACAACAAUUGGGUCUGCUGCGCAGUGAAAUGAAAUUCCAAUCGGCGUAUAAUUUAAAAUCAUGCCGUUAUGCCCUGCGUGAGACCCUCUAUAAGAAACCAUUGGCCAGUGAACACAUGAAGAAUACAUUUAAAGUUUUCUUGGAACAAUUGGAUGUUUAAA
Musca vetustissima is the source of this 1794-nucleotide messenger RNA. It is a transcript of the gene RanGAP, whose product is annotated as ran GTPase-activating protein. NCBI's taxonomy places the organism in Eukaryota, Metazoa, Arthropoda, Insecta, Diptera, Muscidae. The record is from RefSeq and is a predicted model, not a curated record. The transcript has 4 exons. Gene Ontology annotation, cellular component: nucleus; perinuclear region of cytoplasm; cytosol. Gene Ontology annotation, molecular function: small GTPase binding; GTPase activator activity. The coding region runs from base 12 to 1793 and encodes 593 amino acids. Gene Ontology annotation, biological process: signal transduction; activation of GTPase activity; nucleocytoplasmic transport.